AAUCAAGUAGACAGGGCGAAAAUUUAAAUGCCGAAACUACCGAAACUUUUACAGCGUUUACAUUUUUUUUCAAGCAUUGCGUGAUUACCUUAUGUGAUCAUGCAUGAGUGUAUCAGAAGUUACAAUGUAAUCUAGGGAAGGGAACUCAUCGUUUACAAAUUCCAGAAUUGUGGUCUGAAGCGAGAAGUGGCAGCUCUGAAUGGCAUUGCUUCAGAAUGGAGAACCAGAAGACUCCUGUUUUAAAAAAGAUACCAUUCUGGUUACGAUCCUUUAGGAUUUCAAAAGGUGCAUCAGUGUCUGACGACAAGGAAGGUAGGCCUGCCUCCUGCCAAACAAAACGGUUCCUUCGUUCUUACCGUCGAAGCCUUGGGUCAAGAAAAAGUGAAGACCAAGAUGAUGAAAAUAAUCAUGAAAGCCAAGAUGUUACGAGAGCAUCUCUGAUGUCAAUACGUAAAAUUUGGGCUGAAGAGGCAAAAACACAGGCAUUUUGUGAAAGGAGCAUGUCUGAACGAAAAUCAAAGAAGCCAUGUUCUCUGAGGAGCAAACUUCUUGGAAGCCCAAGUAAAAUUCCAAUCUCAGAAAAAAUGCAGGCAAAUCAAAGGGGGCUUCAGUCUUCUUUGAACCACUGCUGCUAUUCUCCUAACAAGGAAAACCUUGCUCCACCAUCUGUUGCAAAAUGCAAAAGCUAUGGAAACCAAAGUUCAGCGGGAAGUUCUGAUGGUAACCUCGCCUCAGAAAUCGUUUUGAGUGCUGCAAGGCAUGCAAAAAACAGAAGAAGCUUGGCAAGAGAGCAGGAUAUCUGGAGAACAGCAGUCAACAAUAUAGGCCUCCCAAGAACAUCCACAGAAUUGGGACAGUUACCUCAAGUUCCCAGGGAGCAAGAUUUCCUGGAACUAUCACAAGUCAUGAUGCCACCAAGAAAUGAAAAGCAUGAAAGAGUUAGGGAUUGGGUAUUAUGCACUGGUGACUCAAGCUGUGGCAUUUCAGUGCAGCAUUCUCUGCCAUAUGCACAGCACAAGCACAGACCAGGUCACCUUGCUAAGGAGGAAACAAUUCCAAAGUCUAUUGACUGUGCCCCUAAAGUUCCACCAAGAACUUACCUUGCAAAGCUGGCGCAUGCCAAGGCACAUCUUUCGAAAACUGCAGCGCCCUUGGCCAAUUCUAAGAUUCCAGGAGCCACACACAAUCCUGGUGGAGCUAAAGGGGCUGUCUCUAAAUGUGCUCAUUCUUUAAGCAGUCAUGCAAACCAAGAGUGCUCUUUGCUUCCAAAAAGAGCAGCAUUAAAGCAGCAAGUGCCUCAUGAGAGGCAAAGGAGAUUGUAUGCAGAAACUGGUGUGCGCUCACAGGCACUUGCUUCAAAACAUCAACAGCCCAAAAAAGCCAUUAGGCCACAGGUUCACCAUAACCCCGGUUAUGGCAUUGAUUGUGCAUCAAGAGUGCAGAAGCUAAGCAAAACGUGCAGCACUGGAGCAUCUGAUGUUAUGGCUGAUGAUGAGGCUACAGUCCUAAACUGCAGCUGUGAAAGGUGCCUUACAAAGUUUAAUGCAGCUGGAAGACAGGUGCCUGGGAGGAUGGGCGACUUUCAUACUAACUAUCCACGUGCAAUGGGACAUCAAGCUGUUAACAGCUGUUUCUCAAAAAAUGGCAGGCAAGCAGCUGCUCCAAGUCAUCAUUGUGAAUGCUGCCAAUUCAAUAAGACACAUGAGGAAAUAAAGGAUGUCGAUGAAAAAAUUGUAUCUUCACACUCUAAACCUUCGUGUGAGAAAAAUUCAGACAAGGCAGCUAAAUGCAGCACUAGUAACAAUCAUGGAUUUCAGUGUCAGGAUGAGAUAACCAAAGUCAUUGAGGAAGCUGUAAAAGCAAGCAUUGAGAAGCUGUUAUCAGUGAAUGCAAAUCAACAGCUGAAUAAGACACGAUCACUGGAGAGUCUCCAUGAGCAGGCAGAUCGCAAGAACGCUGCGACUUCACCUUCAAAGUACAUUCUCCUGUCAUCAUGUAGAUCUGGCACUGCCGAUUCCCUGUUACAUUCUACUGAAGAACCUAAAGUGGACAGUGGCAUUGCAUCAUUUCACCAGCCAUGUCUCACUGGAGGAACUGAAAAGGAAGUGGCAACUAAUGGCAUUGACACUGUGAACACCAGCUCACAGUUGCCCCAGUCAAAGGUUACCCUGGAGCGAACUGCAUCACUUCCAUCAUUAGUAGAAAGCGGCAGCCCUGCAAAAGUGAGAGUAUCAACUGCUUUCAUAAAGCUUGUGAAAAGGGUGAGCUUAGGCCAAAAUAAUGACGGAACACCAUCAAACCAUAGCUCGUUUCUAGAUGUGACAAUAAAUCAGCGAAGUGUGGCAUCACAAGAAUCAUGCAGCCAAUGCAGCAGUGGGGGUACGGAAAGUUGUUGGCAGACUGCUGAAAGCCACUGUGCAGAGGAUUCAUGCAGCCAAUCAGAAAAAGCCUGCAACUCAGCGGUUCAAGAUGAAGCAAAUGGGUCAAGCUCAUGCACUGCUGAAAAUGACCAACUGGAAAAAAAUGAAGCAUAUAACUUUAAAGUUCAGCAAUCAGCAAGUAUACCAAGGCUUGUACUGGAUUCGCCUAGCUCAAGUAUAGGUAGUCUAUCAAGCCGCAAGCCACCUGAUGGUUGGGAGAGAACGCCACCAUCUGAUGCUCCUGAUGUAGUUGAUAUCGAUGAUGAUGAGCCAUCCGAGCUGAAUCCUCACACACCAGAUGAUGCACAUAAACAUUUCUUCUCAAGCGACAGUGACGGAAGUGAUGACCAGCAUAUUCUUGAGGAAGUGAUUAGGAAAGGCAUGGGUAUGACACCACCAAUCAAGCUGCCAACCAGGUGUCCAAAACUGGUGAAAUCUCCUAGGAGAUUCAAGUCAGCUGAAGUGUUUUGUGGUAAAGCAAAACUAAAGCUUGCUGCCUAUGUGAACAGUGGACAUGUCACUGUACACGUCAUCAGGGCGGCCAAGUUGGCAACUUCCCGGGGAGGAUCUGCAAAUGCUUACAUUAAGGUCUCCCUCCAACCCGAUCACAUCAAAAGAGCUCACUGGAGAACAUCCGUUGUGAAGUCAAGUAGAAACCCAGAAUUUGACCACAAGUUUUCAUUUGAGCUCAUGGCAGAUGAUGCUGGAAAGCGUCUUUUGGUGACAGCAUGGCAUCGAGAUUUUGAAAACAAGCGCAGUGAGCUUCUAGGAAGUAUGUCUUUUGGUAUGGCAAAAAUCUUGGACUCUGACCAGCAUGUGAGGGGUUGGUACAGACUUCUGCGACAAGACCUCGGAAUGCGUAGACACUUCGCUGCACGGUGUUCAAGGGGAACAUGCACAAGGAUCAAGGCAUUAUGUCUUGAUUGAACUUUUGCCCCGCUGAAGGAAACUUAGAUGAGCCCUUUGUCUGUUACUCAUCAUAUGUGCAAGUGAGAAGUGACUGCAGGAAAUAUUUUUUACGGCAGUGUACUAUUACAUAAACACAACCUUCACUCUAGUUUUGUAAGAAGUGAAGGUUUACUACCUUACAUAAGAUGAUCCUGGAUAACGGGCUGCUUUGUAACAUGCAUGUUUAUUGACAUGAAAAUCAACAUACUACAAUUUUCAUGUAUGCACUGCAGGCAAUGCAGGUCAGUAAGUGCUUUUUAGCUGCUGCCUCUAGUGCUUGAAGACAGCAAGCUCUAGCUGGUGUAAAAUGAAUCAUUGUUUCGGCAGUAACAUUAGCCAAGACUGAUCGUGUGAACAUAUAAUUGAUUGUGCCCCUUUCUUAAAGUAUUGGUCUCUGUGACUAUGCCCCUUUGUUGUAGAAAAGUAGCAUAAAAGGGAGCCUGUCUACAUGUGUGGUGACCUGUUUUUAUAUUUUGUACAAAUGCUAAGCAUAGGACACUUAGCAGAAUGAUGGUGUUUUGUGAGGUGCCUUGUUAUAACUACUUUCCAUGUGGACACAUGAAGGGUCACACAGAAAGCAUCAAGAAGGCAUGGCUAUUUUGUUGUGCAGUAUGUAUGAGUGACUUGUAGUAGUUCCUUCUCAGGCUAAGCUGUAAAUUACCUUUGUUACUUUUUUAUGAUAUUGUUGUCUGUUGAUUUUUGUUUUUAAGUGCAAUUUUUUGUUGACCAUUUAUUUUUUUUUGUCUCAUUGUUCCCAUGUAUAGAAUGCACUCUUUCAAAUUAAUUUUCCAAUAACAAAUAUUAGUUACGCCAUGUUUUGUGUUGGCUGUUGUCUUUAUGAUUGGGAAAGCGCAGUUGGUGGUUAUCACUGUUCUGU
Rhipicephalus sanguineus (brown dog tick) is the source of this 4245-nucleotide messenger RNA. RefSeq lists its product as uncharacterized. The record is from RefSeq and is a predicted model, not a curated record. Gene Ontology annotation, biological process: signal transduction. Bases 216 to 3347 code for a protein of 1043 amino acids. Gene Ontology annotation, cellular component: plasma membrane; nucleus. Lineage: Eukaryota; Metazoa; Arthropoda; Arachnida; Ixodida; Ixodidae. The transcript is spliced from 8 exons.